CUGAAUGUCCCCAGGUGUCCUGGAUGUGGAAGCUCCGGGGACUGAAAAAGGGGGUGGCAUGAAGCUGGAGAGGGUUGAAGGUGGUUGGUUCGGUUUGCACGUGCGUGCGUGCGUGCAAAACCCCAGGGGGAGAGGCAGUGCAUAGCGAGCAAGCCGAGAGUUUAUCCAGCAAGGUAAGCGGGAGGCGUGCGCUGCACCAAAAUGAACCCCAGCCUUGAGAUGUCUUUGGUGACUCGACCCGCGUCAGGCGGCUUCUCCGCUGCGCCUGGAAUUUUUAAUUUUUUAAACGAAAUUUAAUUGGACUUCCUUCUCUGCCGGAGAAGAUUCAGCUCCUGUUGUUUUUUUCCCAAGACUUCAGAUUGUUCCAAGGUGAGGCAAUGGGUAGCCCUGAAGAUGAUUUGAUUGGCAUACCUUUUCCUGAACACAGCAGUGAAUUACUGGGUCGUCUGAAUGAGCAGCGCCGGCGAGGAAUGCUGUGUGACGUCACCCUCCGGGCCCAGGGCUCUGAGUAUCAGAGUCACCGGGCAGUCUUGGCUGCCUGCAGCCGCUACUUCCAGAGGCUUUUCGCCGGGCCCAGCAUGGCGGUGUGCGAGCUGGAUUUUGUGGGCGCUGAUGCUCUGGGGGCCCUACUGGACUUUGCAUACACCGCCACCCUGACCAUCAGCACGGGCAGCCUCUGCGAGGUGUUGCGUGCCGCGCGCCUCCUGGAGAUCCCAUGUGUCAUCGCGGCCUGCCUGGAAAUCCUGCAAGGGAACGGUUUGGAAGCUCCCGUGCCGGAUGAUGCUGCUCGGGAGCGGGCCCGGCGUUACUUGGAAGCCUUUGGCACCCUGCCCAAUGUGGAAGGCGAUCUGGCUGAGCCCCCAGCCUGCCCAGCUCCCCGUCGUAGCAAAAAACCUCGCAAGUUUCUACAGACCAAAGGCUCCCGGCUAAACAACCACAUCGCUGAGCUAUCCCCUUCGCUGUCUCCCUCAUCAACAGGGACUCAGGAGCGCCCCAGCCCUCCCAGCCAGGCCUCGCCAGCUCCAGCUUUGGGCCACCCCCGCGAGGAGGAGGAGGAGGUCAUGGCACCGUCUCGUACCUUCCCAUUCCCAUACGCUCACGGUCUCUCCCCAGAAGACCUGGGUUCAGACGACGAGCCCAUUGAACACGACAUCCUGACCUACAUGCGCCAACUAAACCAGGAUGGGCUGUCUGUGGGUCUCGAUCCCCCAGACAAGUUGGUACGCAAACGCCGCUCACAGAUGCCCCAGGAGUGUCCUGUCUGUCACAAGGUCAUCCAUGGGGCAGGGAAGCUACCUCGCCAUAUGCGAACCCACACCGGGGAGAAGCCAUUCGCCUGUGAGGUGUGCGGCGUCCGUUUUACCCGGAAUGACAAGCUGAAGAUCCACAUGCGCAAACACACUGGUGAGCGUCCCUAUUCCUGCCCCCACUGCUCAGCGCGCUUCCUGCACAGCUACGAUCUGAAAAACCACCUCCACUUGCACACGGGCGCCCGUCCCUACGAGUGCUGCCUUUGCCACAAGGCCUUUGCCAAGGAUGACCACCUCCAGCGCCACCUGAAAGGUCAGAACUGUCUGGAAGUGCGGACCAGGCGCCGACGGCGGGGUCCAGAUCAGGAGCCCGAGUCCCUGGCACCCGCCGGGAUACCCGUGUCCUCCGCUCACCUUGGCUUGGCCAAUGGGCGGAUGGAGGAGCUGCGCCACUACUGGGCUCCUGGGGGGGCCACAAUGUCCCCUGCCCCCAAAGAGGAAGACGAGGAGGAAGAAGAGGGGGCCGAAGAGGGGGUGCAGAAGGAUGGCCCCACAGCAGCAGCUGAAAUGGCGUAGGCUUCCUUGGACAGCUACCAUGUCAGGACUCGCCGAUGCACUAUUUUUUUUAUCCUCUCCGCUGUGCCGUCACAGGGGAGAUGAUAGAAUGUUCCCCGGCCAAUGGCACGGAGACAAGAUGCACUAGGACCCGCCUUCCCCACUCUCUGAUUCCGUGCCUUAAGCAGACUAUAAAGCCAAGGGGUGGGGGUCAAGUGGAUGGGAGGGGUGGAUGGGGGGGCACACCAAAGACAGAUUGGUGUAUGUUUGCUCAGGGUGUCAAAAAUAAGCAGAUAAGGGUGAAGCUGUUUGGAGGAGGGGGUGCAGUUGAUUUUGCUUCCCCACAGACAAAAGGGAUAUGGCAGGGGGAGGCAGCACUCAGGGGAGCCUAUAUUUGGGGGCAUUGGCCCAGGUUAGGGAGGGAUAGAGUGAGAACUGGGGCAGCCUCUUCUUUCCCUUCUCUGUUAUCGUAAGGAUGUGGUUUUGACCCGUUUUAGGAUCGGGGAGGGAGAAGAGCAGCAAACCUGGCUCCUCUUCCUGUUGAGAGUGCAGAAAUUUAAUUCUAACACAAAUUAUACCAAAUUUUCUUGCCCAGACACCUGGCAUCCAUUUGGACUGCAUGUCAGGGCUCGGUUCCUGCAUUUGGGUUUUUUUUU
Python bivittatus (Burmese python) is the source of this 2461-nucleotide messenger RNA. It is a transcript of the gene ZBTB7B, whose product is annotated as zinc finger and BTB domain containing 7B. NCBI's taxonomy places the organism in Eukaryota, Metazoa, Chordata, Lepidosauria, Squamata, Pythonidae. The record is from RefSeq and is a predicted model, not a curated record. Gene Ontology annotation, biological process: regulation of transcription by RNA polymerase II; positive regulation of gene expression. Gene Ontology annotation, molecular function: RNA polymerase II cis-regulatory region sequence-specific DNA binding; protein binding; DNA-binding transcription factor activity, RNA polymerase II-specific.